GACACAUAAUGCACAUAUUUCACAUUAUGAUCGCAAUUGAAGAAAAUGCCAAUUGUCUAAGACGGUCUGCUACAUGAGGACAUGUGACGUGAGACGUAGCCUAUUCUGAGUUUUGGGAUGAAAAAAGAAAGAAAGAAAGAAAGAAAGAAAAAAAAGAACCAAGAGGAUGAAAGUGGAGUCGGCCUCACCUUGUUCCUAAAAGCCUCCCAGUACUGUCCCCUCUUCCAUCUCUCCGGAAUAAAAACAUCACGGAGCGCAGACGUCGCGUCUGAACGACACCGCUUAGAGCAACACGCAGGCGGGCCAUUUCAUCCGUGGAGAGGAGAGAGAGAGGUCAUGGAAAGCCAACGCUGGAAAAACCACAUCCGGGCUGUACUUCUGCAGAGGGACAAAACUCAGAGAGAGCCGUACGCUGGCGCCUUCGCAAGAUUGUCCGAACUGGAAGAACAAGUUGAAAUGCGCACAUGCAUUUUAAAUGAAGACCAAACCAGUGCGGAAGGAGGUGAGAGUGAUGUGAGAAGUAGGCUCCUUUACCUUCAGCUAAGGGAGAGCGAACGUUUGGCAGAGAAACUGUCUCAGACUGUGUCUGAUUUGACCCAUGUCCUCCAUUUAAAGGAGCCUGAGCUGCAGUACUUGCAGUCACAGGUCUCCCGGUACCGUCAAGAGGCUCUGACUCUGGCUAAAGGGAGCAAAGCACUGAAAACCGUCCUAGCAGAUUGUGAGUUUACAAUAGAGAGCCAGUCUAAGGAGUUAGCAGCCCUGCGUUUGGAGCAGAGGGAACUGAGGGAGGACCUGGCAAACGCACGGGCAGAGAAGGAGGCACUUCUGCAGCGUUGGAUGGAAGAGAAAAGGGAGGUGGCAAAGAGGGUGAAUAAGUACAACAAUGCACAGGAAAGGUGGCGCCGUUUGGCCAGACGACUGACGGAGAUAAGAAAAUAUUCUGGAUUGUCCACAGCUAACUCGGAGUUGUACAAUGGAAACAUCUUUACCAUCAGGCAAAUAGAGGAACAAUGAUGAGAUGGCUCUGAGGUAGGAGCAGGAAUACGCCCACUGCAUAUCGACUGCAGCAAAGGUCUACUUGUCUCCACAGGCUCAAGUGUGACCUCUGUGACUGAGCUGAAAAACAAUGUAUGAAUGUAUGAAACCAGCAUGUUGGGUCACUAAAGGCUCCAUGUGAACUGAGAAAUAACUGAAAUUUUACUCCGUAAACUAUAAAUUUUUCUUUUCUUUUCUUGCAAUCAGUAAUUGAGCAAUUUGCCAUGCUUUUUAACACGUUUUUAGAUAUUUGGAUCAUCAACAUUUCUCAUGAAAAUGGAAAAAAAUCAAUUACCUUUCAGUAAGUAUUUGUUGCCAUUUGUAUUAGAAUACAGUUGUGGUUUGUUCGGGGUUUUUUUUUAAUGUCAAAUUGAGUUGUGGGGAAAUAAAGUUAUUGAUGCCAAUGUGCACUUCU
Molecule: messenger RNA, 1450 nt
Organism: Lampris incognitus (smalleye Pacific opah)
Lineage: Eukaryota; Metazoa; Chordata; Actinopteri; Lampriformes; Lampridae
Exons: 8
Coding region: 118-1014 (298 amino acids)
Biological process (GO): autophagosome assembly; negative stranded viral RNA replication
Cellular component (GO): autophagosome membrane
Source: RefSeq, a predicted model, not a curated record